AUGCUUAGGAGUCUAAGUGGUUAUAUAACUCAGGCUAAUAGGCCGCUCGCAACUAUGGGCACGAGAACUUUUGUUAACUCUACUAAAAUGCAACAGAUACAAUACCCCUUUAACAAUAGUGCACAAGAUAUAUUAAGAUCCUUUCCAAGCAGCCAAAAGAAUAAGUCAGAUGUCGGAUUAAAUGUCUCAUUUAAUACUAUGAAAGAAGCUAAUGCAUCGAAUAAUCUUCAACGUGAUUCUUCUAUUAUACUUCCUGAACAGAUAAGAGAGGAAGCAGCCUCAUUAAAGAAUUUUUCUAUAAAGACAGGCAGAACUGUUCUUGUUAACAAUUCUGAUACGGCAAGUGCGUGUAGAAGACUUAACGGUCUUGUAUUUGCGAAUCAAAUUGCUAUUGAUCGUAGAAAACAAAGAUUUCAUAUGAAACCUGGUAAGAAGGCAGAAAUGAAGAGAUCACAGCGUCAUAGAAAGGAUUUCAUGAAGGGUUUCAAACGUUUGAUGGAAGUGGUUAAAGAUGCAAAGAGAAAAGGUUACUAA
Messenger RNA from Maudiozyma saulgeensis, 534 nucleotides. Lineage: Eukaryota; Fungi; Ascomycota; Saccharomycetes; Saccharomycetales; Saccharomycetaceae. The record is from the annotation of a GenBank genome assembly.